GUUUACCAAAAUUAAUGAUAGUAGUACCUAAACCAAUGAUAAAAGAUAAUAAACAAGUAUGGUCGUUCUCAAACCCUGUAAAGUUUCUUAAAACCCCGUGUGAGUGCGUCCAAAAUGAUUGUUGACGAGGUGUUGGAGUGGUGCAAGUGCGGCGCCGGCACUCUGUCGGCCCUACCCACCGUGCUGUGGGCGGCGGGCGCUGCGGCCCUUGCCCGGCGGCUUCUAGUCAUAAUGUUUAGGCGCAGCAUGUUCCGGCGCGCGCCUUACUGGGAGCUCGCCCUGCAGCACUUACUGUUCGUGUGGAUGGUGAUCUACAGCGUGCACUUCUGGGUGGUGCUGGUGCGGCUGGUGAAGCUGCUGGUUGGCGUCGCUUACGACGAAGCCAUGGCAGCACUAUACGAGCCGGAGCACUUCCGCAGCCCCCGCAACAAGUACAUGCUCGAACAAUGCGCCGUGUGGUGCGUCAGCGCGGUGCCCCUCGCGGCCUGCGUGCGCGCCCGACGCCGCCCGCGCUCGCCGCCGCUCAUGAUCUGGAUCACGACGUCCCCGUGGCAGCGGCGCGAGCUGGGCCCGCACGGCUACUACCUGCAGCGGCCUCCCCCCGCCUCCCCCGCCGCGCCGCCCCGCAGCCCGCGCCGCGCCCGCUCCGCCCCGCAGCUGGCCCAGCCCCACGCCACUCGCAAACACUCCAAGUCCAUCUGA
Molecule: messenger RNA, 702 nt
Organism: Cydia amplana
Lineage: Eukaryota; Metazoa; Arthropoda; Insecta; Lepidoptera; Tortricidae
Exons: 5
Coding region: 115-702 (195 amino acids)
Source: RefSeq, a predicted model, not a curated record